Molecule: messenger RNA, 948 nt
Organism: Orycteropus afer afer
Lineage: Eukaryota; Metazoa; Chordata; Mammalia; Tubulidentata; Orycteropodidae
Gene: SHD
Product: Src homology 2 domain containing transforming protein D
Exons: 7
Coding region: 1-948 (315 amino acids)
Molecular function (GO): phosphotyrosine residue binding
Source: RefSeq, a predicted model, not a curated record
AUGGCCAAGUGGCUGCGGGACUACCUGAGCUUCGGCGGCCGGCGGCCCCCUCCGCAGCCGCCCACCCCCGACUACUCGGAGAGCGACAUCCUGAGAGCCUACCGCGCGCAGAAGAAUCUAGACUUCGAGGACCCCUAUGAGGACGCCGACAGCCGCCUGGAGCCGGACCCCGCUGGGCCUGCGGACCCCAAGGGCCCUGGAGACUCCAAGUACGAUUCUCCCAAGCACCGGCUCAUCAAGGUGGAGGCUGCAGACAUGGCCAAGGCCAAGGCCUUGCUGGGCAGCCCCGGGGAGGAGCUGGAAGACGACACUGAGUAUUCAGACCCCUUUGAUGCCCAGCCUCAUCUGCCACCCCCAGAUGACGGUUACAUGGAGCCCUACGACGCUCAGCGGGUCAUAAGCGAACUGCCUGGCAGGGGGGUACAGCUGUAUGACACUCCCUAUGAAGAGCAGGACCAAGAGCCAGGGGAUGGAGUUCAGGAACAGGAAUAUGUAUUUGGUGUCGGACUAGACCUGGUACAGUUUGACAGCCCUGAGUGGGAAAGGACCCCGGGCUUGGCCAAGGAGCUCCGGAGACCCCCGCCAAGGAGCCCCCAGCCUGCAGAGCGCGUGGACCUGGCCCUGCCCCUGGAGAAACAACCGUGGUUCCACGGCCCGCUGAGUCGGGCGGAUGCUGAGAACCUGCUGUCCCUGUGCAAGGAGGGUAGCUACCUCGUGCGGCUCAGCCAGACCAGCCCCCAGGACUGCUCCCUGUCCCUCAGGAGCAGCCAGGGCUUCCUGCAUCUGAAAUUCACGCGGACCCGCGAGCAUCAGGUGGUGCUAGGCCAGCACAGCGGCCCCUUCCCCAGCGUGCCCGAGCUGGUCCUCCACUACAGCUCACGGCCACUGCCUGUGCAGGGCGCCGAACACCUGGCCCUGCUCUACCCAGUCACCACGCAGACCCCCUGA